Messenger RNA from Talaromyces atroroseus, 780 nucleotides. RefSeq lists its product as hypothetical. The record is from RefSeq and is a predicted model, not a curated record. Lineage: Eukaryota; Fungi; Ascomycota; Eurotiomycetes; Eurotiales; Trichocomaceae. Bases 1 to 780 code for a protein of 259 amino acids. The transcript has a single exon.
AUGCCCGACAAGAAGAUCUUAAUCGUCGUCAGCGAUGCUGAUUCCAUCGUCGUCACAAAAUCUUCCGGCAGCAGUACCAGUACGAACCAACAGGUCCAACAGCCAACCGGCUUCUUCCUCAUGGAGCUCGCAAAACCAUUAAGCCAAAUUCUCGAGGCCGGUUAUGAAGUGACAUUUGCGUCUCCCAAUGGACAAAGGCCCGUUCCAGAUCCCAACAGUGAGAGUCUAAUGGCAUUUGCGGGAAAUUUCUACGAACGCCAGCGCGAGAAAGAUUUAAUUCAACGCAUGAAGCGGGAAAAUGGGUUUAACUCUCCGCGACAAUUCAAGUCAUUCAGUAAUUAUGAGCUCGAUUCUUUCGCCGGUAUAUUCAUUCCGGGAGGGCAUGCCCCUCUACGAGAUUUGUCAAACGAUCCAGAGCUAGGUCGCAUAUUGAAGCAUUUUCAUUCAAAGGGCAAGCCUACUGCGGCCAUAUGCCAUGGUCUGAUUGCGUUUUUAAGUACAAGAUGUGCGUGGGAAGUGGGGGGCGAGUUUGCUUAUAAGGGUUACAAGCUUACGAGUUUCAGCGAUGCGGAGGAAAAAGCGGUGGAAACCAUGCUGGGAGGAGAAAUAAAUCCAAAGCUUGAGUCGGCGUUGGCACAUGCUGGUGCGGUGAUGGUCGAGGGUGCCAGGGAGAAAGUGGGAUAUAUUACAGUUGACAAGGAGGUAGUGAGUGGAGGGAAUCCGUUGGCGGCUCAGGAUUUGGGUCGCCAGUUUGUGGGUAUGUUGGCUGGAGCUGCUUGA